Messenger RNA from Sander lucioperca (pikeperch), 1851 nucleotides. RefSeq names its product acyl-CoA-binding domain-containing protein 5A-like. The record is from RefSeq and is a predicted model, not a curated record. The transcript has 14 exons. Gene Ontology annotation, biological process: autophagy of peroxisome; fatty acid metabolic process. Gene Ontology annotation, molecular function: fatty-acyl-CoA binding. NCBI's taxonomy places the organism in Eukaryota, Metazoa, Chordata, Actinopteri, Perciformes, Percidae. Gene Ontology annotation, cellular component: peroxisome. Bases 163 to 1740 code for a protein of 525 amino acids.
UUUAGCAAUUAGACGUAAACAGUUUGACUCAUCCUUGACCGGUUUUCUGCUGCAUAUAUUCCAGACAGACACCGGGCUAAUGAAAUAAUUAUUGCACCGGCGAAUAUGAACUAGCCUAUGUGAUGUGAGGACUCCUUCGUUUCAUGCUUUUUGGGAGUCAGCAUGGCGCAGGAAGAGGACAAACACAGCCUGGAGGCGAAAUUUGUUGCUGCAGUUGAAGUGAUCCGGAGUUUGCCUGAAGAAGGUCCUUUCCAGCCAUCUGAUGACAUGAUGCUGUUGUUCUACAGUUACUACAAGCAGGCCACUGUGGGGCCCUGCAACAUUCCCAGACCUAACGGCUUCUGGGACACUCGUGGAAAAGCUAAAUGGGAUUCAUGGAGCUCUUUAGGAAAUAUGACAAAGGAGAAAGCCAUGAAGAACUAUGUCGAGGACAUCCAGCUGAUUUUGGAGGCCAUUCCAAUCUCAGAAGAAGUGUCUAACUUGGUACAGAAGCUUGGUAACUUCUACACAGAGGUGGACGUAGAAGGAGAAGAAGCUGAAGAAAUUGAGCAGGACAGGAGACCCUUUACCAGGCCUUUUGCAAACCAUACAGAUGAGCUGGUCAAACAAUUGAACAAACCAACAAUGGAAGGCUAUGGGGAUCUAUGGGAUGAUAUACAAAACCUCCAAGAAGAUGACAGCAGUGGUCAUGGCAUAAGUGUCAGUAGCGAGGAGGCAGAGGGAAGCAAAGAAAAUAGUGAAAUCGAGAGAAAGGAGGAAAGUAGUGAUUGGGUGAAAAGUGAGGAAGAGGAGAAUGAGGAUGAAGAAGACAAUACAGACGAUGAAGACGAGGCAGAUGAAGAGGAGGAGGAAAAAGUCUGGAGGCCUGACCCGAAGCUGCUGAUGGUGGAGAAAAGGUGGAGGUCUGACACAGGGGGGUCCAGCAGCAGCAUGGAGCCCAGCAUGUCUUCCUUCACCAACGGGACACACAGCUCCCUCAACAGCGAGGCAGAGGAGGAAGAGCUGGCCUGUUCCAUAGAGCCCAGUGUGCAGUAUAACUCCUAUAUGCUCUUUAAUGGACACCUGAGUGGUCAUAGUGAUGCUUUUCCUGAGAAGAACCACCGAUCUACAGACUCAGAUAAUGAGGAAUUCUGUGACUCCAUGGAGCAUCUGGCCAUGGAAGAGGGGCUGUCUACAUCAAACAUACUGUCACCGGGAUCAGGAGCUGCCUCUGUGAGGCAAAGUGAUCUUUGGUUUGAGAGCAACACUACCCCGAAUAGAGGAGAGGAUCAAGUACUCGUGGGGGAGUCCUACCUUAAAGAAAGGAUUAGUGCAAGCCAGCACAACAGCUCCUUGUCAAGAAGAGGGAGAGGUUCACAAUCGCCAAGGGCUACUUGCAGCUCUCAGCGGUGUGCCAGUGUAGAUGCCGCAUGCUGUUGUGUGUCACAGAGCAGACAUCCUGUCAGCGUUGCCAGGGGAAACAUCAAUGAGCAAAUAGCUACAGCUCUGCUGAGGCUGCAGCAUGACAUGACCACAGUAUUGCACAGGCUGCACGCUCUGGAGGCGCUCACGGUGUCACAGUCAAGAUUAUCUUCGCCAAGGCAGGAGGACUCUCUACCCGCAGUACAAACGUUCCUGAGACCGUCUUGGUGGCCUUUCGACUUCUCUCCACUCACAGGGGUUUUAACUGCACUCUGGCCUCUGAUUGCCCAUUGGCUUGUCCAGCUUUACUUACAACGGAGAAGAAGGAAAAUCCCCUGAAUUCUCUGACAACCGUCUUUUGUUGCUUUUUCAAGCCACUGUCACAGACGGAGUAUACUGAGGCAUCAGUAGAAAUGGAAAGGCCACUUUAGAUAAAUGAAUGGUCAGAAA